AUGGUCAUCAUCACAGAUGAGGAGGAGAUGCGUUUUUCUGUUAAUUCUCUCCUUAGAGAUUGUGAAGGUAGACACUACAACAUGUUUGAAAAUGAUCACAGACAGUUGAUGGAGAAGAUUGAGAACAUCGUGCAUGAGAACAAAGGAAAAUUCCUCACAGUCACCGAAGAGACCAUCAGACCAAAGUCUGAAGACAUAAAAGAACCACCUGAAAAGAUCAGAAGAAUAGAAUCUGAACUCAUCAAACCAUCUUUAAACCUGGUUCUGUGUGGGAGGAGAGGAGCAGGGAAGACUUCAGCAGCCAAGGCCAUUUUAGGUCAGACUGAGCUUCAUUCAGCCUCCAACUCAUCAGAGUGUGUUAAACAUCAGGGAGAGGUGUGUGGACGUUGGGUUUCCCUGGUGGAGCUGCCUGCCUUGUAUGGAAAACCUCAGGAGGCAGUGAUGGAGGAAUCACUCAGGUGUAUCUCCCUCUGUGAUCCUGAGGGUGUCCAUGCCUUCAUCCUGGUCCUACCUGUGGAUCCCGUCACUGAUGAAGAUAAGGGAGAGUUAGAGACCAUCCAGGAUGCAUUCAGCUCUCGGGUCAAUGACUUCACCAUGAUUCUGUUCACCGUGGACUCAAAUCCUACAGCUCCAGCUAUUCGUAACUUCGUAAGCAAAGACCCAAAUAUCCAGGAGGUCUGUCAACGUUAUGGACAAAGGCCUGUUAUUGUUAACAUCAAGGAUAAAGAGCAGAUCCACACGUUGUUGGACACUGUGGAGCAGAUGAGAUGCACAAACAAACCAUGCUGCUACACAGCUGUAACAUUUGCCCGAGCCCAGAUUGAUCUGAUAACUAAAAAUAUGGUCACUCGUAAGUAA
Molecule: messenger RNA, 858 nt
Organism: Maylandia zebra (zebra mbuna)
Lineage: Eukaryota; Metazoa; Chordata; Actinopteri; Cichliformes; Cichlidae
Source: RefSeq, a predicted model, not a curated record